AAAAAAUAAAAAAGAAUGAAUCAAAGUCGCAAAUAGUAGAGUCUCCAAAAAUCAAAGACUUAAAAUAUUUAAAUAGAAAAGAAGGAAAUUCGCUCUAAGCAAUACGAGAAAACAUACUCUAAAGCAAUACAUCCUUCUAAUUUGUAAUCAAAACCUUUAUCUCUAAAAAAUUUAGAUUUAGCCUUACCUAACAAGUAUUCAUACAAUAAAAAUUACAUAGGUCAAUAUCUUAAUAAGAUAAUUCAUUUUAAGAUGAUAAAAGUUGUUGCUGUUUCGACUGCGGAAAGUUGAGCAAGAAAAUAAGAAAUUUAUAGAAAAAAUUCUUGUUGUUCCAUACCAAAAUGUCAUUGAAGGAAAAGUAGAGAUUAAUUAAGAGAUUUUAAAAUGCUGUUCAUUGCAUCAUUUAUCUGAUAGAGAAAUGGAAAAAAGUAAGAUAAUUAGAAAGAGCUAAAAGACUCUUAAGGUUUAAGACAAAAGUUUUUGAAAAUUAACCUUUCUUUCAAUCUUAAACUCCUUCGAAUUAGGCUUAAAUACUAUUUUAAAAUUCCUAAUUUCAAAAUGAAGAAAAAUAAGCAAUAAGUUCAUAGUUAUAAUCGAUUUAAGUAAAAAUUUUUGAUUAAAAGAACAAAUAAAGGUAAUAAGUAAAGUUAUAUUUAUAAUAAAAACUUAAUAAUAAAAAUGACGGGUAAGGAUUGCUUCCAAAAAUAGAUUAUAAUAAACAGAGUAAUUCAAUUGUAACUUCAGUAUUGAGACCUAUAAGGAUUCUAAAGACACUUGGAGAUGAAUAAAAAUCGAUUCAUAAAGAAUAAAAUUUAUCAACUUAAAAAUCAUUUGUAGUUCAAUCUCCUUAUCUAAGCCAUUAAAGCUUAAUUAAAUAAUAAGAUUAAUAAAUCUAAGUUAUAAAAUCGCCUCGAUAGAUUAUAAAAAGUUUUGCUUCAGAAAUAUUUUUUCCAUAAAAAACUUAGAAAACUGAAUAAAGAAAAAUGAUUAUUUAAAAAUUAAGAAAAAUAGAAUGA
Paramecium sonneborni is the source of this 1016-nucleotide messenger RNA. Lineage: Eukaryota; Ciliophora; Oligohymenophorea; Peniculida; Parameciidae. The record is from the annotation of a GenBank genome assembly.